AUGACCGAGCCAACGAUCCAGCAACACGCAUCGGCACCAACAAGCCUCAAUGGUGGCGUCGACCCUUCACAAGCCAGUAUAAAUAGUCCAGCAUCCUUGACUGGCAGCGACCUGGUCAAGCAUCUGGAAUGGAUCGCCUACUCUUUCGUCGACGCUAUCAACGAUCGUGACCUCACAUGGCUCGGAGACAAUGGGCCAAUGUCACCAUACAUCUCACAGGACUUUGUCGGCGAACAAGAACGUAUUCCAGGGAGCUCGCAGACCGGCUUUGUCGGUCGCGAAGAACAUGCGAAAUUCUUCCCUAUGAUUCUCGCGUGGUCUCCGAACUACAAGAUCCGCAUCUUCGACCUUAGUACCUGCGUUGAUGAAAGGAAGGGCAAAGCUGUGAUGUUCUUCAACGGGGAGUCGACCGGCAUAGGCGACCUUGCUAUGCCCAGCACUUGCACAGUCGAUUUUCAAAGAUAUGACGAUGGUCAUUGGAAGAUGUGUCGAUUCGCCGGCGUCCGCGGCAUGGUCGAUGGGUGCGAGCUUGUCAGUCCUGACGUAGAUUGAAGGAAAACCAUCGGCUGGCCAGUAGCCCUACCACUUACGAAUGAGAUUCCUUUUUGUUGAAUGGGUUUGGUGAAGCAGG
Molecule: messenger RNA, 631 nt
Organism: Cercospora beticola
Lineage: Eukaryota; Fungi; Ascomycota; Dothideomycetes; Mycosphaerellales; Mycosphaerellaceae
Source: RefSeq, a predicted model, not a curated record